Jaculus jaculus (lesser Egyptian jerboa) is the source of this 1710-nucleotide messenger RNA. RefSeq names its product nuclear envelope integral membrane protein 1 (gene Nemp1). NCBI's taxonomy places the organism in Eukaryota, Metazoa, Chordata, Mammalia, Rodentia, Dipodidae. The record is from RefSeq and is a predicted model, not a curated record. The transcript is spliced from 9 exons. Gene Ontology annotation, cellular component: nuclear envelope. The coding region runs from base 5 to 1330 and encodes 441 amino acids.
AACCAUGGCGGGAGGCAUGAAAGUGGCGCUGUCGGCGGCAGUUGCUCCGGGGUCCCGGUGCUGGGGGCCCAGGGGCUGGGGCCCAGUGUGGCUGCUCUUGAUCGUCUCUGCGUGCUCGGGCUGCGGCUCAGCUGGAAGUGGUGUAAAUGUGGCCAUGCUUCAGGAAUCCCAAGUUUAUGUUAUGAAUACCGAUCAACAAUUCUGUUAUAAAAAUCUGCUUAUCCCAAAGUGGCAUGAUAUAUGGACACGGAUACAGAUCCGGGUAAAUAGUUCCAAAUUGGUCCGAGUCACCCAAGUGGACAAUGAGGAGAAACUGAAGGAGCUAGAGCAGUUUAGUAUCUGGAACUUUUUUUCCUCCUUUUUAAAAGAGAAAUUGAAUGACACCUAUGUUAACGUGGGUCUAUACAGCACAAAAACCUGCCUCAAAGUUGAGAUUAUAGAGAAGGACACCAAAUACAGUGUCAUUGUGACCCGGAGAUUUGACCCCAGACUAUUCCUUAUUUUCCUUCUUGGACUCAUGCUAUUUUUUUGUGGAGAUUUGCUGAGCAGGAGUCAAAUUUUCUUCUAUUCCACUGGAAUGAGUGUGGGAAUUGUGGCCUCUCUACUAAUCAUCAUUUUAGUACUAUCCAAAUUCAUGCCCAAGAAAAGUCCCAUUUACGUCAUCCUGGUGGGAGGCUGGUCCUUUUCUCUGUACUUCAUUCAGCUAGUCUUUAAGAAUUUACAAGAGAUCUGGAGGUGUUACUGGCACUAUCUUCUAAGCUACAUUGUCACGGUUGGAUUCGUGAGUUUUGCCGUGUGCUACAAGUAUGGGCCCUUGGAGAACGAACGGAGUAUCAACCUGCUGACCUGGACCUUGCAGCUCGUGGGCCUGGGGUUCAUGUAUUCCAGCAUCCAGAUACCACAUAUUGCCUUUGCUCUUAUCGUCAUUGCACUGUGUACUAAGAAUCUGGAGUAUCCUAUACAUUGGCUGUACAUCACCUACAGAAAGAUGUGUAAGGCAGCAGAAAAGCCUGUCCCCCCUCGUCUCCUGACCGAAGAAGAGUAUCGGAUACAAGGAGAGGUGGAGACCAACAAGGCUUUAGAGAAGCUCCGAGAAUAUUGUAACAGUCCAGACUGCCCAGCUUGGAAGACUGUUUCUCGAAUCCAGUCUCCAAAAAGAUUUGCUGACUUUGUGGAAGGUUCUUUCCACCUCACGCCAAAUGAAGUUUCUGUCCAUGAACAGGAGUAUGGAUUAGGGAGCAUUAUUGCCCAAGAGGAGGAACUGUCCUCUGAGGAGGAGGGCUCAGUUUCUCAGUACCCCACUGUCACACAGAACAACUUCCUGACCUAGAGAGCAGUCAUUUAUUCUCGCGUAGCUUGUUGGUGCCUUGGUGGUCCAUGUUGUAACUGCUGUGCAGUUUUUCUAGGCCUUUAAAAUAGGCUGAAGAUAGUGCAGACAUUCUCCUACUGAAAUGAAAGGACUGACUGGGUCUCCUUGGAGCAGUGCUCUGUGUGGUCCUCAAGGGGGCCUUGAGAAAGAGUAGAGAAAGUAGAGUUUGCAUUUUGCUUCCUACAGGUUAUGAGCCCACUUUUCUGUUCCUAAAGAAAGUGGAUGGCCACAGCUAGCAUGUUGUAGCUCUUCUUUGAGAGUUAGUUGAUUAAUCAUGGCAAUUCUGUCACUGGUUGACCUUCCAAAGUGAGUGGAUUUUUCUUUUCCUUUCUUUCUUUUUU